UGAGGUGGCCACGCCUCAGUGCUCCUCGGAGUGUGCAACAGGACAGACGGGACAGAGCGGUGCUGUGCGGAGCCCCCGUGCAGCCAACUCCUUCCCUGCUGAUCUGGAGCGUUUUGGAAGCGUUACUCUUGCAGGUGCCCUCGAGGCAAGACUGCGGGACUUGGUGACCCGUAGCCUUCCGAGGUUUCCCCUACCCUUUCAGCAGGUGCCUUUGAGGCUCAACCGCAGGACUUGCUGACCUGGAGCCUUUAAAAGAACUCUUCCAUCCUUGUGGCAAGAGCCCUUGAGACCAGACUGUAGCUCUUCCAUGGCUCCUCUCCUGCUGGUGCCCUCAAGGCCCCACUGUGGGACUUGGUGAUCAGUAGCUUUUCUCAGGUUUUUCUGUUGCAGUUGCCCUUGACGCCAGACUGUGGAGUGGUGUGGAGACGCCUUAGCCUGUUUGGGAUGAAGAAGGUGAAGGAAGGUGCUGGGGCUGCCCCAGCUCGGCAGCCUGAAAGAGUGGAGUGGUUUCAGCCCCUGCAGGAGGAUCCAGGCCAGGACCGGACACAAGAACAGGACCGUGCCCGUGGCCGCUUCUGCAGGGCAGCACAGACAUUUAGCAACCUGAUAGGACCUCCAUGUAGAGAAAUGAUCACCAUGCUGACUAAAGGCACGGCAAAGCCUGACACCAUGCUAACUCAGAGUCUGGCUUCUGCUCCCAGUAUGGAUUUCUUUGGGGAGAGAGUUGUGUCCCGUCGAGAUGAAGUGCCGGCCUUUGUGAGGAAAAUGCACCAGAGUCUCUCCUCCAACACACCUCCAGAUGACAGGCUGUUUAUUGACAUUUUGAGGCUGACUGAUAUACACCCUGCUGAUGUUGUGUUCACCCUCCUGCGCUGUGCCCCAUCAUGUGACAGAGCUGCUGCAACCAUGUGGAAGACCAUAGCCUCAUCAGGAAUGACAGUGGAGAAGGUGCUGCCAAAGCUGCUCUGCGUGAUGGAGGACUGGCCACUGCACAGCACGUCCACCUCCGAUGGGGACAAAACAGAUGUCUUUGCCCUGGCUGCAACCAGGGUGAUUUGGGAGAUCCUCCGCCUGCCCUGGUGCCCAGAGCCACUGGUGAAAUAUUCCCCCCCCCUCCUUGUGCAUCUGCUCUUCCAAGUCUUCAUCAGCACAAAGCAGAUGUCGGAGGAGGUCAACGCCUUCUGGAGGGGAUGCCGGGAGAAACGCGGCCUUCCCGCCAACCCCAACAGGUUUGCAGGGCAGACAGUGAAGGCACUGCUUCGCCGUCUGCGGUGUCUACAUUUGGUGAUGGCAAUGGAACGGAAGCAUGGCUGGGACACGCUCCUCAACGCUGACACCCACCACUACGCAGUGGGUCUGCUGGCCAGGGAGAUGCGCCGUGCCUCAAGCCCCUUGUGUUCCCCGGUUGCCCUCUGCCUGCUGGGGCUGCUCAUCAGGGAGAAGCCACGCUGGGAGCUUCCCGCCAUGGCAUUCCUUGUGGAGGUCCUGGACUGCCUGGACAUGACUGACUGCGGUGAAAACAUCCUGGAGAUCCUUUCAAGGCACCUACAGAGCGAAUGCAAAGAGAGACAUCGCCUGGCACUCAGAGGCCUCGUGGUGCUGAGCAAGGAUCCUGUAAUGGCCAAAAGAAUGUGCAGCCUCUCUGAAAGCCUUGUGGAGCUACUGCAGGAUGCGGAUGCAGAGGUGGUCGGGAUGGCCUUGCCGAUGUUCAUGAAUAUGCUGCAGAACAAAGACAUCCUAAUCUCCAGGCCCACUGCCCCGAAGCUGGCUGAGGCGCUCCAGCCACUCUUUGACAGUGACAACAGCCAUGUGCAGGUCCUCUCCAUUCGCCUUUUCCGAAAGGUGAUGGAGUUGGUAGUGGCUGAGGGAAAGAAACCCCUGGAGAGAUAUGUGAUCCAGAGCCUGCUCCCACUCUUUUUGCACUGGCAUGAGGAGAAACAGGGACUGGCAGAGGCCUCUCGGGAAGCUCUGCUUAGUGCAGCCAAGUUUCUGAAGAGGAGGGAUCUCAAUCAGCUGCUGAAGACAGAGCAGCCAUUGAAAUUUAGCGAGCGCCUGCUGGAAAAGGACAAGAGAAGAGUGGCCGAGUACCUGCACCAGGCCCUGCCAUACCUGGAGAGCCCACAGGAGCCACUGCGAGAGGCGACCCUCAAGUUCAUUGGGAUCGCCGGGGGGUACCUGAGGGGACAGCCUGAAGAGCUGCAGAUCAUCUGCGAAGCCCUUCAAGCCAUGAGAAAAGACAACUGUCCCUCCUACACAAGCGUGAUGGUUCAAGCCCUCUUUGACCAAAGAGCUGCAGUAUUAAAUUCAUCUUCUGCAUCGAGACAAGCGGUGUCCCUAGAAAAGCACCAGAUACCACUCAACAGGAGACCACCUGGAGACCAGAGGAAACCAUCUGGAGCUCCAGGCACUUAUGCUGAGCCCAACUGAACCUGCCAGGAAGGCCUUGUGGCUCCUGGUCUGUCCUUCCCUCUUGACCCAUCCCUGCCUCCAUACUGCUCCAUCCCUUUAGCCUUCAGACCCAGCCCAUUCCCUUCUCCUGCUCCCAGCUCAUCCCUCCACUUCCCCUUCCCUUAAUAAACAGUUGGGUUUCUCCCCCCUA
This is a messenger RNA of Chiroxiphia lanceolata (lance-tailed manakin), 2599 nucleotides long. RefSeq names its product maestro heat-like repeat-containing protein family member 6. Bases 445 to 2427 code for a protein of 660 amino acids. NCBI's taxonomy places the organism in Eukaryota, Metazoa, Chordata, Aves, Passeriformes, Pipridae. The record is from RefSeq and is a predicted model, not a curated record. Gene Ontology annotation, cellular component: cytoplasm. The transcript is spliced from 15 exons.